AUGUCCACCGCCAGAGAGGUACUCGGUAAGGAGUUUUUCAUUAGUUUUGUUGAGAUUUAGGGAAAUCUGAGAGGAGAAAUGACAAAUUUAUUGAUGAAGACUACUGGUAGGGGUGCGAAGGCAAAAUUUUGCUCGUAAAUCGAAAACUGGGACUUAUGGAGGCUCAAUAGUCGAGAUUUUUGUAGCUUAGACCCUGUUUAACCAACUGAAAGUGUAGAUAUUAUAAUACGGUAGAUCAGUUGAACAAAAAAUGGCAGCAAAUAUUAAUUUAGGCGAUCAAAUAGGGGCCGAGGCAAAAUUUGGGCUCCAUAACCAAAACUAGCAAGGUAGAGUGACGUCAUUUUCAAUUAUAGUUGACUAAGCCCUGCUGAACGUAGGUGGGUUAUGAUUUUCAUCUACCAUAAUUAUGGCGAGAAUUCCGGGCAUAUUUAUGUUAUCCAUGACAUAAAAAUUUAUGAAACUGUCCAGAGCUUCCCUAACAGGUACAACAGCUGUCACUUGCCUCCGAGACAAAUACUUGUAGGGGUCUUUACACCUUCUUGAUAUUUAAAAGCCAUGUACUUGCCUGGCAUUCCAGAAAAUUCUAUAAUCUUAAUCAAAUCUGUGGUCAUCAAUCUUACCUUCCAGAAAAAAUUCACUGAUCCAAAAAGUACCCUCUUUUAUCCCGCUUGACCUCAGAGUCUAUUCUCCCUAUAGGUGCAUGCUCCAGGCAUAUUAAUUCUUUUCACAUCCUCGUCGUCUCAAUCAUUAUUCUCCUGCACUGAACCUCAAACCUCUUCAAUUCAUGAAGUGCAAUUGAGGUUCAUCCGAAGCUCGCGUCCCCGCUUUUUUUCGCUGUUUUUCAUCCUCCAAAUUCAUUGGGCUCUAGAGCCAUAAAAUAACCAAUCUUCGCAUAUAGAAAAAACAAGUCAAUAAGCGCUUGGGGACCGCUUGGAGCCGGGAUUCGGAGAGGACGAGGCCCACAUUUUUUUGCCGGAUUUUUUGACCAUUUACGAGAUGAGGUCACGGGGGAUUUCGAUGACCAACUUGAGAUGUCGGGAUGUGGGGAUAAAUUGGGAAGACGGUUGAGGAAGUAGUUAGAGAAUGGAGAAAAAAAUUGUAGAAAAAGUAUGACGGUACUAAAGUCAUUGGGUUUUGGAGCGCGCUUUAAUAAAGGUACAAAGAGACCGAUUGAAAAUAAGUAUUCAGAUUUUGGCAGAGGUCAAGAAAGUCUAAAAUAGGAUGUUAUAGGGGAAUUGUAAGAUUUUUAGAUCGAAUUUUCCAGGAAAUCAGCGAAAUUAUUAGAUUGCCCAAAGGACAUAAUAUAAUAGAUUUUAUUAUAAUUUAGGCGCUGCCUUAAAUUUGACCCCCUUUACAAACCUUGUCAUUAGUCAUAUCUCAAGGACACGUAUUUUACCUCAUUACCAGCUCUUUUUUAAAGUUCAUGUUUCUCAAUCAUUACUGCUUACUUCUUCUUAUCUUCUCCCAUCUCCCCGUUUACACAUCUUCACCGAAUCUCUUCCAGCCAUCGCUGUUCCUCCCUCCAAAGUCCCAGUGAUAAUUUUUCAACCGCGAAAAUGAAUAUCCGCAUCUCGUUUCCAGCAUCCCGCAUUUUCUUGGCGAGUGUGAAAAAAACACAUCCGAAUCCCAAAUUCCCACACCGGGAAUUGGAGAGAAUUUUUGGAGGGCCGAAGAAAAGAAAGAUACUUCUUGACAUGAACCAAAGAUUGGGGAGCGAAAUUCAAAGACUAGAAGGAAUUUCGGAUGAAAUUUUAUGUAGGAGGGGUGAAAUAUAUUAUGAUACGUGACAGUAGCUUAGUGACAAAAUAAAAAAAAAUAAAAAAAAAUGUUAGAAAUUUUCCUCCUUUGUCUAAAUAUGUAGUUUUGCCUAAAUAAAUUCAAAUAUUCACUCACAAAUCGUUUCAGAUGAAGUGCACGCCAAGCUCGCCGAGUUCAAGGUGGAACUGGACGCGAGAAUGAGUGCGGCGAACGGCCGUACCGCCGCGACUCGCGCCCCCGACUCGAAUGGGACCGCGUCGAGUCGGCUGGCUGGCCAGUCCACCUUCACCGCCCAUCAGGUGCAAUAUUGCGGGCCAUACAAGUUGGAGAAGACGUUGGGAAAAGGGCAAACGGGUGAGUCAAUGACAAGAGAAUUUUUUGGGUAAAAUACGAAAAUUUAAUAGCAAUAAAUAUCAAAAAUUUUAUUACCGUCGGAAAAAAUUCAAUUUUCAGAGCAUGUCAUGCAUUUUGCAAAACUUCUUGUUUUCGUGGUGAGACCGAAAAAUUUUUUUUGACCUCACAGCUCUAUUAAAUUCAAAAAAAUAUUUUUAUCAUAGCUCGCGCAAUUAAAUUUAACAUCUGAUUAACACUUCUCCCACAAUUUGAUACUUUUCGUGGUGGGACCCAGAAAAAUUAUUAUUUAUUUAUUUGGGUCUCGCCGCGAAAACCAUUAGCAUUUCCUCGUAGAAACGUGGCUGAAAACCUAUUUUUAUAGCUUUAAAUUAAACCUAACAAAAAAAGUAAAACUUCCAUCCCCAAAUCGAUCACAACAACCUGCCCGCACCCCGAUUUUCCAAGUAAAUACAAUCGACCUUCCACCUUUCAAAAACAGUAGCCAUCACCGACCGGGAGACCAACGUUCAUUCAUAAAAACAUCCGCUAUUUAUAAUCGUUUUGAUUUACACCCACCAAAAAAAAGGAAACUUCCAGUAAACAACCCAUUUAUAGGCUCAAGAAACAUGCUAUAUAGGAACUUUGAGAAAUAUAAAAUAGGGCUCAUAAAUUACCCCGAGGACUGGUCUAGAAUCAUAUGGAGGUUACACAGCUGGUUGUAUUGCACUUUUUAUGUGGGGAAAUGGGUUUCGAAAAAUGAUGACUCUGACUGGAGUAUUCUCUGAAUUGGAAAGAGGAGUCAGAAAGUAAAAAAGGCUAUAUAACCUAAAAACUAAUGGGAUAAAUAUUAGGAAAAUGUAGUCGUCUCGGGACCACUGGCUCAUGUUUAUAGAAGACCAGCCAAAAAUGUCAGAUAUUUGUAAAUUUUGCUUCCUGAAGAAGGUUUUUCAUCACACAAGCUAAAAAUCCUUUUUUUGGGCAAUCUCGGCAAAUAGUAGCCCAAAAUCGUAUCGGAAAUCAGUUUUUAAAAUACGGGGUAUAUAUUUGCGCUUGUAAUACCUCUUUUUUGACAAUAAAAUCACGAAAUCAAAAAUAGUAUGCCUUGGAAGCCCAACAAGCCGGCUCAUACCCAUAAAAGCUGAAUUGUCGAUUUUUCGGGGUAAUGCGCAAACGUAGGCAAAAAACUAGGGGUAAAACACUCUUUAAAAUACACGGACUGUCCUACUGAUACCUUAAGGGUUUUAACACAACUUCUGCGCCACCGUAAUUGCCAAAAAAUCGCUAGAAAAUCAAGACUUUUGAUGAGAACGGGUCAAAAGUUGACCGACACAAAUAAAAACAAAAUAUAGAUACGGUAGCUUAAUACUCUUACUGUCGCUACACAACAAGCCCGUUUUUUCGCAAUAAAAAAUCAUCAAAAUAUAGGAUCAUAGCCUUUGGUUGCUAUAGAGGUCGUCAAUCCCUUGCACUGCCAAAAAAUUCAAUGAAAACGCUGAUCUUCCACCUUUCCCUAUUUUCUCACACUUUCCCAUCGAUUGCCGGCCUACUAAUAGCAACCUCGUGGUGACUAGCCACCGAAAAACAAACCCCAACACCAAAAGCCAAUCGCCUCUUUCUUCAGAUUCCCAAAAAGUGAUGUAACAGGAAAGCGGUGAAGUCACGACCACGCGCGGGGGAUGGGAGGCCGUAGGCACUCUCACGUUGGCUCGCGAUCAAAAGAAAGCGACGACAGGCUUCGGUAUUUCAUCGAGUUUUUCGCGGAUCAGCGAUUGCGAAAUUCGGCGAUGAUUUAUCGGAGCGAAUUCGGGGCGGUCAACUGGUAUUAUUAGGCAUGGUACAACAAACGGUCUGUGAGGAAAAAGUUUUGGGAUGAUGACAUAUGCUGGAGGUUCGGUAGUAAGCAGUUAUAGAACGCUAUAUUUAAAAAAGAAAUCUCUGGUUGUAAUGCGGUUCAAUCAAUAAGUUAAGUUCAGGCAAACGAACUGAACCAGAACAAAUUCAGUAGCAAAAAAAAAGAAUGAUUUUACCACCAAUAGAGAGCUGCUAAUCUGCUGAGUCCAAAUAUCCAAAGACUAGGAGACCUUCAUUUCACAACUUUUUAGAUAUAGGCCUCGAAAUAUGACACUAUCCCAAAAGAACCCAACCUAUCUGCAGCGGGAGAUCUGAUCCAGCGGCAAAAAACGUACCAUUUUGCAUCCGGGGAGUAUCUAAAAUGUGACAGAAUGCUUCCAUCUCCAAGUGAAAAAAUUCCGAUUUCAAAAGCGCACCCGCUCUUUUUGUAAGGGAAAGCCCUUCAAAACGAAGUUUUUUUACUUGGAGAGGGAGAUAUUUUGCCAUAUUUUUGAUACUUCCCGGAUGCCAAAAUAAUACGUUUUUUUACCACUUGAUCAGGUCCCCCAUUGUAACCUGCCAUCCCACGAAUUGCUUUUUAAAAAUCAAGCUCCCUGUGAACCCAAAAAUUCGGUCACACCGAUUGAACGGAAGUUUUGAUUUCCCACGUCCGUUACAUUAAAGAAACCCAAGGCAGCCUUGACUAUUUUCAAAUACGUCUUCUCCAAUAAUAGAACGCAUAAAUCUUUAAAAGACGCAUUUCUCAGCGACCCCCAACGAACAUUACAGCGAAUAGUUAAGCGAAAUGUUGAUUCGAAGAAAUUAAAUUUUCGGCGCUCUUUUUUGAUGAAAUUUCGGGUUGAUUAAGGAUUUUUAUUGAUAAAGGAACAAUGAGUCAGUCAGAUCAGAGUUACAAAAUUUUGAAAGCGUUGAUUUGGAGUUGUAAAAGUUAGAAGCGGCCGUUGGGCUUUUUUCAGACACCAAACUGUUCCUGCUAUAGAUUUGCAAAAGAUGUACCUAAGAGUCAUGGUUUGUGGCGGUAUUUUGGCAGUUUUUUUGCCAAAAAAUAUCUCCAACGCGCGCGGUCUACAAAAUCCAACAUUAAAAAGUGGUUAGACUACAGCCCACAUUUCUGGUACGAAUUUUUCGGUAAAUAUAAGCACCGCACUUCUAGCUAUGUAUUUCUCACAAAUUCCUCCAGCUAAAAUGCUCCACAGGGCUCCAAAACUCAAAAAAUCCCACCCCAAAGAAGCGAGUUAUCACCACAACUUCGCAUUCAACGUACUUCUAACCACUUUGCUGCCUGCGAAAGUUUAAAUACAGCCCGCAUCAUAAUGAUGCUAGCGUCGACCAUUAAAAGUUUUUUUUUCGUCGAUUGGUCGCCGCGCUUUCGUCUUUGCUGUAAUUUCCGUUCAAUGUGUUUUUUUUUCGUUUCGUCGAUGGAAUGACCCCACACAUUUCAACGCCGGAUUCUCUUCGAAAAUCUUGGGAAUCCAUCAAGUGCGGUUGAGAGAAAAGGGUUAUUUUUACAUCAACUUGAUGGGGAAUGUAAUGCGUAGGGACGGGGGGAGAUGAGUAAUAGAAGUUGAGAGAGAAGAGGGUGGAACAGAGGGCGAUGUAAAAACGGAAAUGGAAAAUUAAGAGAAUGUGUUCGAAAAAAUAGAAAAUAUCUUGACCAUGAUAGAAGAUAGAUGCCUAGCUUUUCUGAGAAUAAUCUACUGGUUAUCUGAGGUAUCUACGAAAAGUUUUGAAGGGGCAUCAAUGGUAUCCUUUACCUUCAGAGCCAUUUUCCACGAUUUAAUCAAAAAAAUGGUAUUUUUCUUCAUAACAAAUGUUACAAUGGAACUUUUCAGUAGCAACAAACCACAAUCAAGCUUUCCAAAAAUUUCUCCUCCCCCAAUAUCCCUCUGACUCUGAAGAAAUUGCAUUUUCCGACCGCUAGUUGCAUCAUGCUUGACACAAAAUUGCGUCACAAGUUUAGCGAGCUCAGAAUCCGCUUACUCGCUGUAAUUAAUCGUACCGGACUUAUGGUUGUUUUUAUCUAACCUUUGUCCUUUUUUUGGAACGGAAACUCAUGGCUUCCGGUGUUAAAAAUAGAUCAUGUUUACCGGAAUUUGUCAAAUUACUUGAUUUGUGAAGGGGAUACGUGAAGGUUUUGAGUAGACAGUGGAAAAUGACUUUUAAAGGAGAGUGAGACAAAUCAAAACGGAGCAAAAUGGAAAGCUUGGGUUCAAAAUUCAGAUUGGUUUUAAAAAAAUAAGUAAAACAAAAGAAUUUUCAUUGAAUUUUCAGCAUCUCCCCAGCAAAACGAGUAAUAUCUAAUAAAUAAACAAAAAUUUUUUCCUAUCGCAAUUUUAAUUUUAUAAAACCACGAAAAUGCCCAUACACAGAGAUUGAAUUCCAGGUUAAAAGUACAUAAAAAGGAGCUGAUCUUCAGGUCACAUGAAGAUGUCAUGCGCGAUAACUCCAAGGUUAAUAGAGAUUAUUAAUGAUCUUACAAUGGCGGACUAAUUAGCGAGCAUGUGAUUUCCAAAAUGAAUUCUCGGGAAUUUGGAGUGAAAAAAAUGAAAAAUUAGAAACGGAGAAAGAGAAAAAAUAAAGGCGAAUUAAAGUUAUUGUAAAAUACGAACAAGAAUUAAAAUUGACAUAAAUUUUUCAGGUCUGGUCAAAUCGGGAGUGCAUUGUAUUACCGGUCGAAAAGUGGCGGUGAAAAUCGUCAACAAGGAGAAACUCAACGAAUCCGUUCUUCAGAAGGUAAGAAAGCUUUGAGCGAACGGCAAAGAUUUUUUUUGUAAAAUACGGGAAAAUGGGUUUUUCACUAGUAAAAUUUCAAAGUAUUUUUGUCAUCAAAAAAGGGUUUUUUGAAAAUAAAAUUUUGAAAUUUUCUACACAUAAAAAAAUUUUGAAGUAAAAAAAAUGUAAAAUACGCCGUGGUUUAUUCUAAUGCAUAAAGUAAAAAAUUUUGUCGUAUGAAUCCAAUUUUUUACAAAAAAAAAUUAAAUUAAUUUUGAUUUUUUUCUCGAUUUUCGACUAUAGCAAAAACCUUCGGUAAAUUUUUAUACUACCUAUAAAUAAUUUUCAUAUCAAAAAAAAAAUUUUUUUGACUUGAAAUAAAAUUCCGACCAAAAAAUCCUUUUUAUACCAAACUAUCUGACGUGUUCUUACCAAAGAACAUGCGUUGUUUGAUGUUCACUCCGCAUUUCAUCCAAUCCCCGGCCUCCAAACUUACUCUACGUCUGUCUUCUUGUAGGUGGAGCGCGAGAUUGCGAUCAUGAAGCUCAUCGAACAUCCGUAUGUUCUCCAUCUCUAUGAUGUCUACGAAAACAAGAAAUAUUUGUAAGAAAUUACCGUAUCUUAAUUUCCAAAGUGUUGUCAUCUGUUGUGCUGUGAGUGUAGUAAGUUUUUGGUAUUGUAAUAUACAGUAAGCUAAAGAAUGAAUGGAUACUUUUAGAUAUCUAUUACUCGAGCACGUCUCCGGUGGCGAACUAUUCGAUUAUUUGGUGAGAAAAGGACGGUUAACGUCGAAGGAAGCCCGAAAAUUCUUUCGACAAAUCAUCUCCGCUCUUGAUUUUUGCCAUGCCCAUAAUAUUUGGUGAGUCCAAAGCUUGUAAAACACACUGUUUUAUUAAAAAGGAUCUAAAAGGAUAAAAUAAAAUUCUUUUUUAGUCAUCGAGACUUGAAACCGGAGAAUCUCCUUCUGGACGAACGAAACAACAUCAAAGUGGCUGAUUUUGGAAUGGCCUCGCUUCAAGUGGAAGGAUCAAUGCUGGAGACCAGUUGCGGCUCCCCGCAUUAUGCUUGUCCCGAGGUUAUACGGGUAGGUACAGAAAAAAAUCAAAUUUGUAGAGGGCACCAUGACCUUGAUUUUUUAUUUUGAUGACCUAGUAAAAGCAGGGCUGAUAUUAAUUAGUAAAAUUUUUUUUGUUUUCUUUGCCGGUAGCAGAUUCUGAUUAUGAAAUUUUUACUCGUAAGAUGAUGAUUUUUAUGACCUAAAAGUCGGUAAAUUUAGCAGAUCACAAGUGAUAAAUCUUGCAUGGGACUUAGAAAAUUUCAGUGUAAAUUUGUGGCAAAUUUUGUAAAAAAAAUUAUUUCGGGUUUCGUUGACUGAUUUCUUCAAAAAAUUAAAGAUUUUACUUAAUUGUUCUAUACUAAAAACCCCUUUAUUCACGUUUUACCUCAAAUCUCAUCCUUUUUCAGGGUGAAAAAUACGACGGUCGAAAGGCGGACGUUUGGUCCUGCGGAGUCAUCCUCUACGCCCUUCUUGUUGGCGCCCUUCCCUUUGACGACGACAAUCUUCGAAAUCUGUUGGAGAAAGUGAAGAAAGGAGUCUUUCAUAUCCCCCAGUUUGUCCCACCUGACUGUCAGAGUUUGUUGCGAGGGAUGAUUGAAGUGGAUCCACAGCGAAGGAUGAGUUUGGCCGAGGUUUUCCGGCAUCCUUGGGUCAUUGGAAGCACAAAAUCCGAGCCAGAACUGGAGUUGCCAAUGGCUCAAGUGGUUCAGACGCAUGUUAUCCCCAGUGAAGAUCACAUCGAUCCGGACGUUUUUAGGUAAGGAAGAAGAAAUGACGUUUUCGUGGCGGGACCCAAAAAAAUUUUUUUUUCGAAAUUUCCAUACGUAAAAGUUGAGAAUUUCCAAAAAUUUCGUGAUAUUCUGUAUAAAAAUUAGCCAAUAUGUCAUCCCAGAAUUGUCAAAAAAAAAUUUUUUUGGACAUAAGCAACAUAAUAAAACACAUUUACACCUACUUUUAGGCAUAUGCACAAUCUCGGUUGCUUCAAAGACAAGGAAAAACUCGUCACGGAACUUCUCUCUGGAAAACACAACACCGAAAAGAUGGUCUACUAUCUUUUGCUCGACCGAAAACGACGAAGGCCAGCGCAAGAAGAUGAAACAGAAGUUGUGUUGCGAGACUCGAAUCGAUCAGUGGAUCCACCAAGGAAACGGACCGACACUUCAAGGCCCAGAUGUCCGACUGGCGGAAUCAGCGAAGGCUCUCCGAUAAAUCCAAGGAAAACUUAUGGGUAAGUUGGUAAAAUACGCUCGUUUCCAAAUGCCAGAAAAGGGAAGACAAAUUAUUUUUUGUAAUUUGAAUAACGUCAAGUAUAAUGUAACUCAAAAAAAGUUACAUUAUGCUGGGGGAUCUGGCAUAUAAACUUUCAAAAGGCAAAAAAUCAAUUUCUGAAAGUUCUAAUUGGCAUAUUUUGCCCUUUUCUUAUUUUUGCGAAAGAGCGCAUAAAAUGAGGAGAGUCGCACAGACAAAAACACUUCUGUGGUCAAAAUUCUUUGCCUUACAUUGAAAAAAUUAUUUUGUGGAAAUGUUCUGCACCUUGCCCUGGGCGGUCAAUGAAUUUUUGAAGGAAGAAAUUAUAAAAAUUUUUUUUAAUUUGGCCAUUUUUGUACUAAAAAUUUCUGCCAGUGGCACGUUUAAAGUUCUUCUUUUGCCUUGGCGAAACUUCGUUUUAAGCUAUGCCAAAUUUUACAAAAAUUUUAUUAUAAUUCCUCUCCAUGUUUAAUCCCAAAAUUUUCAGCCGCCACGGUCGCCAACGUCACAGUUCAUUAACGGGUUCCCCCACCAGCACUCCCAAAAUGGGUCGCUCUUUCUACGGUGCCAACGCCUCCAAUCUUAUCGCCACAGCACGACAGGCCAACUCCACGACAAUCUCCGCGGUUGCAUCGCCUUCAAAUUCCACGACAUCAGCGUCUUCAAUGAUAAACUCGGUUUUAUAUCCACAAACACCCUCUUCCAACAAUGGAGCUGCUACUGACAGGAGUAAUGGCGCCACAAGAGCACCACAAAACUUCCAUUAUUAUACGCAACCCGUGGAUCCGGCGGUUCUGCAAGCAGCAUCGCCUGGGAAUAGGUCGAGGCGAAAGGAUUCGGUGCAAAGUCAGCAAGGUAGGCAGAUAAAGCGAUUUUGUUUUAUUUUUUGCAUAAUGAAAAAAAAAAAUUUUUUGGUGCCCAUUUUUUGCAAAAUUAAAAAUUUUUUUUAGUGCCCAGUGUUUGCAAAAUUAGAAAAAAGAUUUUGGUGCCCAUUUCUUGCAAAAUUAAAAAAAAAAAAAUUUUUGUGCUGCCCAUUUUUUGCAAAAUUAAAUUUUUUUUUCCCUCACAGUUCCAGGAAAUAGCCCAUUUUUACUUCAACUUUCAUUCCAGGCCAAGUCAACGCCGCUGUGGCCUCCCAAACCCCCGCCUCGUCCUCCCGCACCUCCCUUAUCCCCCAAACCCCCGAAUCGCAGAUUCCAUACGUCACGAAUCCCAACUCCAACGCUUCGUCAUCGAAUUCCCUGGCGUCGGGUGGUGGGUCGGCAACGAAUAUCACUUCAAUCCCCUGGAGAUCCAAGCUGAAUACAAUCAAGAAUUCCUUCCUUGGGACUCCGAGAUUCCAUCGACGAAAAAUGAGUUCGGGCUCGGGUAAUGGCAGCGGAAUGGAGAGCGAUUCGGAGGACGUGAACUUUGUCGAAACUAAUGAGUAAGUAGUGCCGUAAAUUCAUCAUUACUUGAGUACUUUUCAGUCUGGUCAAGAAAUCUUGGUUUGGCUCGUUGACUUCGAACGUCGGCAAUGAUCGAGAGGAUGUUCAAUGUGUGCCAGUGGAAGGGAAGACACUGAAUGCGAUAAAAGCGGAACUCAUUCGGGCGUUCUUGACGGUAAGUUGCGCAUUUAAUUGGGGGAAAAGAAUUUUUCGAAAAAACAGGGGUUUCCGUUGGCGGGGAGAAUAGAAAUAGAGGGUAAAAUACGACAUCUCGGGAUAUCUCUCGAGGUUUGUUGGAAAAGUGUAAUCUUCUAUUCUUUUGCAACUAGUCCGUUUUCUAGGCCUUUGCAACUAGUCCGUUCGCAAGUUUUCUGGAGUGAUUUCUAUGCGAAAAUAACUUUGCUUUGUACUGCAAUUUAUUCUUUUUACACCAUGCAAUAGGCUUUUUCUGGCUGUCGCUCACACCCCGAUUUUUUCUGCAUAGUGAAAACAACACAAAAUACUAACCAAUUCGUGCCAAUUCACACAAAAAAAUUCGGUGGUUUCUGCAAAAUGCAUACAAAAAAUCUCGCAUAUUUUUAGCAUGAAUGUAGCCUUAAAUUAAGCCAAAUUUUAUCAAAAUCGAAGGGUCAAAAGAUAGUCCAAAUUUAUGACAUAGUCUAUUGAAGAAAUACUUUUCAUCACUUCAUCAAAAAAACAUACUCCAAAUUCUCUUUGCAGAUCCACGAGCUCAGUCAUCACGUGGUGGGUCAAAACUCCUUCAAAGUGGAGUACCGCCGCGGCAGCACAAUGGGAUUCUCUCGCGGCAUCAAACUGCAUGUUGACAUCAUUGCCACCGACCAGUCCGACUCCUCCAGUCCCUUCUUCUUCGUCCAGUUCACGCUGACCGCCGGCCCAGUCCGCCGAUUCCGCCGACUGGUCGAUCAUUUGGCCGUCAUCCUGCAGACCCCGGGACAACAACCACGGUUCGUGUAGAGAUGGAUUUGUACCUUAGUUUCCAAGUGUCAUAACAUUCCUUUUUCGUUGUAAUUCUUUCGUUCAUAACCAAUGUGUUGUAAGUCGUCGAAGACACAUGCCUUAUAAGUAGAGGUCCUUCACUUAUUUUUUUCUUUUUUUGACAUGGUACAUGGUUUACUAGUUUCUGUACACAUUGAUUUUUUCCUUUAUUUUGCACGGAUGGCUGUUGGGAGCACUUUAAAAAAGUUUAUUUUGGCCGCACUAUGCGAAAUCUGCAGCUCUCUGCACAGUGCAGGACUUUGUUUUUACUGCACAGUGCGAAAUUAUCUUUUGACUGCACACUUUUCCAUGUUUUACAAUGGCCAUCCACACUUUUAUUUUUUCAUUAUUCAUCUUGUUUUCCGGUUAUUUAUCUGAUUUUCAAUGGUUUUUUCAUAAUAAAUUUACUGGUUUUUAUUUCGUUUUUAACACUCGUGGUUGUAAUAAUAAUAUUCAUAAACAUGGAGAGUUUUGAUAUUUCUAACUGAUUCUAUGAGUGAAAACGGAGUCUAAGUGUCUCGUAUUUUAGCCCAGGGACGAAUUCGCAGAACGCGACAAACAUGGUGAGGCCGAGGAAGUUGUCGGAUGCGUCAGUUAGUUCGAUGGGCAAUGAAAGCGAUGUGGAGUCGGGGAAUAACCGGCAUAAUAGCAAGGUAGGAGGAGGCGCAAUUUUGUAUCUUACAUUUUAAAAUCUUUAGAUUUUAUUGUAAUACUUUUGCUAAUGGUUCAAAAUUUAUUUUGUCAAGUAAUCUUACCGGUUUUUUCAAUACAGAUUGACAGUUAUGACGUAUUUUACUGCGAUUUCAAAUUUCAAUAUCUCUAAUUAUAGGCUUCAACCGUUUCCACAAGCUACGUGGCAGCCCUGAAGGCCGCUCAGAAUCGACAGUCUCAAGCCAGGCCGCAUCGGGGUUCGGUUGGAAAUGAAGUGGAUCAUAGGAAAAGUAGGCACCUUGUAUACUUUUAUGAUGAUCUAUUGGCUAUGAAAAAGGUCGUUUAUUUAUUACCAUUUUGUAUUUAGCAUCAGUAAACGUCCCCCUAAACAACAAUCGACACAAUGACCAAACGGAUCGGAGGAAUACGAGUGUAUCAGUCUUGGAUACUUUUGGGAUCCCAAAUCCCCAACCUGUGAUCCCAAAGAAAAGAUCCGUGGAAGUCCAGAAUCCGGAGGCACUGAUUUUUACUAACCCAUUGUAAGUUUUGAGCUAUAAUUUCAAAGUCUUACACUGUGUCUGAUUUUUUUAGAGUAAAGAAUUUUUUUCAAAUGAGUUUUUAUUUUUUUGUAGUAAAUAAUAGCCCGGUUCCAAAAUCGCUGAAGUUAUUUUUCACAGUACAGAGGAAGUCAGGGCGUCAGCGACAGUCCAAAAAAUCAUAUUUCACGGUGCAAAAAGCAAGAAAUUGCACAGUUCAAAAUGAAUUUUUGUUUGCGAAUUUUGGAGGCUUCAUUGCAAUACUUACUUAUGAUUUACUCAUCACGAUUAAAAUUUUCAGACAUCAACCUCCAACGCCAUCGAGUGCAUCAGCCUCAUCCAAUCCCCCUCGUUUCCCAACGAGUUCCUCAAGACAAAGUGGGACAAGCCCCCUUGACGAGCCCAUGGCCGAGUCUCCGACAACAGUCAUCUGA
Bursaphelenchus xylophilus (pine wood nematode) is the source of this 13003-nucleotide messenger RNA. Lineage: Eukaryota; Metazoa; Nematoda; Chromadorea; Rhabditida; Aphelenchoididae. The record is from the annotation of a GenBank genome assembly.